Molecule: messenger RNA, 2580 nt
Organism: Branchiostoma floridae (Florida lancelet)
Lineage: Eukaryota; Metazoa; Chordata; Leptocardii; Amphioxiformes; Branchiostomatidae
Exons: 18
Coding region: 1-2349 (782 amino acids)
Molecular function (GO): protein binding
Source: RefSeq, a predicted model, not a curated record
AUGUGGCGACCAGAAAACGAUUGUUCGGAUGAAGACGAUGAGAUGGAAACCGUGGAAGAGAAGGGGGCAGAUACAUGGAUACCGCUGAUCCAGCCUGACAGAGGCCAGAGAGGCAGGACCAGACGACCAUGGUUAAGUCACCAGAGUGAGAAAAGACGCCAUAUGUGCCUGUUAGUGGUGAUGUUUGUGUUCCUGCUGAUGGCGAUGGUUACCAUGGUGAUAGCAAUAGUUCGAAUGAUGGAAGAUCAUGACGCAUGUGAUCACGUGACGACAGGGGCGGAUACAGCUGCUUCGAAGCCGAAAGCCCCAUUGGGCUGCUCCCGGCUGUCCGUGCAGGACGUCUGGACCGCCACCUUCCCCCAGCUGCUGACGGAGUCCGCCAUCAGGCUGCUGCACGUCAACGGAGACGGCGUGCUCGACGUGGUCACCGGCUUCGGCACAGGUGCGGACGGAUACCACAUCCCGUCUGUUGUAUGUGACCUGUACUUUAACGGCUCGUUCCCGUGUUUUGGCGGGCUGCUGGCCUUGGAUGGGGCGACCGGUCACGAGCUGUGGCGAAGCUUUGCAGACCACGAGAUCUUUGGAGUUAACUGCAACGAAGACAUCAGUGGAGAUGGAGUGAACGACUGUCUCGCUGGGGGGCGCUCCGGGGCCUUCCAGGCGGUGAGCGGCAGGGACGGGCGGGUGCUGUGGAAGUUCGGUCCGCAGGAGGCAAAGGUAGACAUGAUGAACCUGUACACGGCACAGUUCCUGCCCGAUAUGGACGGCGACGGGGUGCCGGAUGUGCUGGCGGCUCACGGUGGGGACCCGCUCCGAGAACCUGGCAGCCUGUACCGGUUGUCGGGCCGGCUGUUGAUCCUUAGCGGUAAGGACGGGAAGGUGUUGCGCUGGGCAGAAGUACCGGACCGUAGGGAGACUUACUACUCACCUCAGGUGUACACCCGUCAAGAUGGCCGCCUCACCGUACUGUUUGGAACAGGCGGGGAGACACAUCCGGGAUCUUUGUGGCGGAUUUCGUUGGACGAUUUGUACGAAGGCAACAUGGACAAAGCAGAGGUGUUGUACAGUGACCCGCAGAAAGGCGUCAUGACCCCGCCGGUACUGGUGGACCUCACCGCUGACGGAACCGUCGACAUCGUCAUGGCCAUGUUCAACUCUACCGUGGUGGCCAUGGACGGAGAGACGGGCGAGACGUUAUGGGAUGCCUCAUUCCCUAUGUCGGAGUCCUACAGUACGCCAGCUGUAGGUUUCUAUAACGACGACGACGUGCCAGACUUCAUGGUUCACUACCAGCACGGCCCGGGCUUCCCCAUCUACUACCAGUCACAUACGACAAUUCUGGACGGAAGAAAUGGACAGCCGCUUGUUGUUCCUUACAUCCGGGACACUGUCGGAGCACAGGCUUCCCCACUGGCCAUCAGCGUAGAGGGUCAUGGGAACGAUGUCUUCCUCUAUUGGGUCGCCGACUGCACUGGGUAUGAGGGAGAAAGCGGCGAGUUUGACUUUGUGAAAGGAACGAAUGUUCACGAGCAAAGCCGGGCAGAUUUCUGCAAGGUUCGGUUCAAGACAAGCGGCUACUCCCAACUAGCGAUGAUGAGUGGUAACACAGCGCCACCUGGCGUUACCAUCUAUGACUCCAGAGACCGGUUCCACCUGGAGCACGACGAAACCGUCAACACCACCGCCAUGGCACUCCGGUACAUCCAACAGCAUCCGGAGGUCAGGGGUCAGUACCAGGAGUGGUUGGGAGAAUCUGACAUGGAGGGUACUGACAAGAGUGAGACUGAGAGUGGCAGAGGAAAGCGAGGAACGACACAAAACGAGAAGAGCGGGGAAAGAAGGCAUCGAAGACACGUUGGUCCUCAUGACGAGGGAGGUGUGCAGAGACUGUUGUCUACAGGUACCCUGGCCCCUUCUCUGGACGCCUCUGACCCACAGGCUAUCGAUGUGCUGUUCGCCACCUACUGGUUCUACCCUGCUAAAACAACCGUGCUCCUGCCUGAAGAUGAACAGUGUGUCCAAGACAUGAUGGAAAAUGAAGUCCAGCGAUUCAGCCCUGACAACCAGUACUAUGGGUUCGACCAUGACGCGUACGAGCACGUGGUGGAGGAGAAGUGCGCCUCUGCCCGCCUGAACGGUACCACGGACAGCGCCACCUAUCAGUCACAGACGAACUACAACCCAUUCAACGUGCACAUGGGUGCCAUGACGAUAUACAGGGUUAAGAUACGGUGCGACUGUACCGGUGAGGAAAAGGACCAGUGCAGCAGAGUGCUGCCGUACAGUGAGCAGGGCUGGGCCGGGUACAUGGGAACAUACGGCACCAGUCACUAUGUGCCGCGCACCUAGGCCUGUACAGCACGCCCAGCUCAACACAUGGAGUAUGCCCCCUUAUUGGCGUUCACGGCAUCGGCAAUGCAGCCAUAAUGAUGUUUCUUUGCCAUACAAUUGAAUAAAGAUUAAGGACUUUCGGACAUUUCGAGAUCUUUCGACGCUUUCUAAAAUAUUAUUGCUCUGAGCGUUCCCGUAUUGUGUGACUAGUCACUUAUGUUCAUGUCUGGAUAAAAACAAAAUUAACAA